Messenger RNA from Metarhizium album ARSEF 1941, 948 nucleotides. Its product is annotated as vacuolar membrane PQ loop repeat protein. Lineage: Eukaryota; Fungi; Ascomycota; Sordariomycetes; Hypocreales; Clavicipitaceae. Gene Ontology annotation, cellular component: fungal-type vacuole membrane. Bases 1 to 948 code for a protein of 315 amino acids. The record is from RefSeq and is a predicted model, not a curated record. Gene Ontology annotation, biological process: basic amino acid transmembrane export from vacuole. The transcript is spliced from 4 exons.
AUGGCAUUUUUGGUCGUCUGGCUCUUGGGCGAUGUGUCUAAUCUCUCUCGUCGUGCUGCGGCCCGGCCUUGCGCACCCUCCAGACUCCGGAGGCCUGUUCCCGAUUCCCGUCCCACGACACAGCGUCGCGAUGCAUUUUGCGACAGGCCAGAGACUAACCGUACCCCCUUCGCAGGAGCCCUCUUCACCAAGCUGGCCCCGAGCGCCGUUGCGCUAGCCACGUACUUUUGCUUCCUCGACGCCAUUCUUAUCGCCCAGACGGGCUACUACAAGGGAAAAGCUGCUCGGCGACGCGCCGCUGCCCACCAGGCCGCACAAGACCGGGCUUACUUGUCCGCCACAGCAUCCGAGGACUCUCCUCUCCUAGGACGGCGCCGGCGAAGCUCGACCGACCUGCCGGGGUCGCUGAUUCGACAUGAUACACACCGAGAGUCUGCCCUCGAACCGAUUCGAAAGGUGGUGACUGGCCAGGACGAGACGCCAGAGCGACGACCUUGGUUGAACAACUUGCUUGGGCUGAUGGCCAUCUACAUUGUUGGAUUCGCAGGGUGGUUCGUCACCUACAAGGCGGGCAUUUGGAGUGGCGACAACGGCGUCCCCGACAGCAGUCUACAAGAUCCCUCUUCAGAAGACGAUUUAAAGGCAAAGUUUGGGCUGGCCUUGGGCUACGUCAGCGCGCUGUUUUAUCUCUGCGCGAGAUUGCCUCAAAUUUUCAAGAACUACCAGGAAAAGUCAUGCGAGGGCUUGUCACUCCUGUUCUUUAUGCUCUCCCUCACUGGAAAUCUGACGUACGGGCUGGGCCUUAUUUCGUACUCCCAGAACAAGGAAUACCUGCUCAACACGCUCCCCUGGCUUCUGGGCUCCCUGGGCACCAUGGUUGAAGACUCGACCAUCUUUGUGCAGUUUCGCAUCUACGGCGACAAUGCCCGCGGGCCGUCUCUGGCCUAA